AUGGGCCCCUGUACCGCCUCCUCAUGCUGCUGCCAGGCCCGUAAUCUGUCAUGGGCCCCCGUACCGACUCCUCAUGCUGCUGCCAGGCCCGUAAUCUGUCAUGUGGGCCCCUGUACCGCCUCCUCAUGCUGCUGCCAGGCCGUAAUCUGUCAUGGGCCCCUGUACCGCCUCCUCAUGCUGCUGCCAGGUCCAGAGUGUGUCAGAUAGGUCCCUGUACGGCCUCCCAUUGCUGCUGUCUCCCAUCGCCACACUCUGCCAUGUGCCCACUUUCAGGUCUCCUCACACUGCUGGUGGGUUCCAUUUUGUCAUAGGGUGCUGUAUGGCCUCCCAUUGCUGCUGCCAGGGCCCGUAAUCUGCCAUGGCCCCCGUACGACUCCUCAUGCUGCUGCCAGGCCCGUAAUCUGUCAUGGGCCCCUGUACCCUCCUCAUGCUGCUGCCAGGUCCAGAGUGUGUCAUGGGUCCCUGUACGGCCUCCCAUUGCUGCUGUCUCAAUCGCCACACUCUGCCAUGUGCCACUUUCAGGUCUCCUCACACUGCUGGGUGGGUUCCAUUUUGUCAUAGGGUGCUGUA
This is a messenger RNA of Staurois parvus, 570 nucleotides long. The record is from the annotation of a GenBank genome assembly. Lineage: Eukaryota; Metazoa; Chordata; Amphibia; Anura; Ranidae.